Molecule: messenger RNA, 1268 nt
Organism: Sclerotinia trifoliorum
Lineage: Eukaryota; Fungi; Ascomycota; Leotiomycetes; Helotiales; Sclerotiniaceae
Source: the annotation of a GenBank genome assembly
AUGCCUCUCAAUCAUGGUAUCGAGUUAGCGACAGAGGUAAACAACUCACAAACAAAACAGCAAAGAGCAGCACAAAAAGCCAUAUCGAGAUGGUUUGAUUCGCAUCCAAGUGAAAACGCUCCUGAUAUUUAUCAACCUGAAUGACGAGAGCGUAUUGCGUCGUGGCAGAAAUAUACAGACAAUACACCAUACUCCCCGAUGAUGAAUACUCCAGAUGGAUUCAGUCUAUGGUUAUCGGAACUUGGGUUCAGUAAAUUCUUCGUCGCGCAUCAUAUUGCUUCGAUAUCCUUAUGAAAUUUACUCCAAGCUCUUUACGAACUCGAUAAAGCCGUACGCACAGAUUUAGAUGCAGCCGUGAAGUGGAGAAAAAUGGCUCCAUUCACGUACUUGGCCUCACUAAAAGCCGAAGCGAAAUGGCAAGAUUCCUUGAAACAGAUGAAGCAUCGUAUACUACGUCUUGGGAUCUCGAGAGAUGAACUUGUCAAUCGUCUUUAUGAAAUACGCUGUUCAGUUGAUAAAGUAGAAAAAGUGCUCGCAGAAUUGAAGGAAACUUCCUGGAGAAUCUCAAGGAUGAAGUUUUCACUGAGGAAAUGCUGGGCGAGAGUGAACGAGCUGUGAAUUGGAGAUUCGAUGCAAUGGACAUCUCGUUUAAACUUUCCAGAGAAGAUUCUGAGAAAGCAAAGAAAACAGCAGAGAAUAAAAGAAUUGGUGAGAACUCACGCUAGAUGAACCCCGCUCUAAGAUCCAAUUAACUAAACAUACAAAAACUAGAAAAAGAACGGUAUUUGGAUACUCAAAUCCAUAAUAAAGAAAUAUCGUCGGAUUUUCACCCCGUAUGUCGCCGAGGAGUUCGUGGCGUAAUUUCAUGAAGGAUUAUGGUGGGUUUUCAUCGCAUUGUGAUCACAGACAAUGACCACGGCAACUAACAAACAUCUAGUUAUGAUCCUCAUCGAAGCACUAUUUAUCAUUUUGGUUGUUUAUCUUACCGAAUAUUUCAUGAUAUCGACAAUAAGGCCUCCUCAAUGAGCCUUUGGCUCAAUUUUUCUUUCUUUGUAAUUACCUAGGGUAUGAUGUACAUCAUCUCGAUUAGAGCUUAGAGUAAAGGAGGCAAUACCACAGUGUAUGACAGGGUAGCGUUUUGGGGAAUCUCAUAUCUGGCGGCAGCAGAUGGCUGGUACUAUUUGAAUCUGUAUUUCUUUGUGUAUCUUUGAAUUUCAAUACCCUUCUUGGUUUUCGAACAAUCUUUUGCGCGGAACCUGUCCUGCAUG